AUGGCAUCCCACCCAUAUCCGACAUUUCCUGAUUUCCCGCCGAAGCACAUCCGGCACUGCAUCUAUUUUGAAUUCUGCAACGGAAGUAACCCGAAGAAGACGGCUCAGAAGAUUAAUGAUGUUUAUGGGGAGGGCGCUACUGAUGUUGAGACAUGCGCCGAAUGGUUCCACCGGUUCCGCUCCGGCGACACCAGCAUGGAGGAGAUCGGUUCCUCAAUGCUUUCUGCUCGUCCGGUCCAAGAGUCCAUUGAAGAGAAGUUGAAGGCGGUCGACAGCGAAAGUCGAAUCUCGUCGCGGAAAAUGGCUGAGCAAUUGGGCGUCCCCCACCAAACCGUCCUCAAAAACCUGAAGGUCAUCGGCCAGAAGGCCAAGCGCGGCCAAUGGAGCCCGGAGGCGAACAAGCGCAAGUCGAACAUUUCCCAGAACCGGCGAUUCUCCGCUCAUAAA
Messenger RNA from Mesorhabditis spiculigera, 447 nucleotides. The record is from the annotation of a GenBank genome assembly. NCBI's taxonomy places the organism in Eukaryota, Metazoa, Nematoda, Chromadorea, Rhabditida, Rhabditidae.